AUGACACCUGUAACUCCCCCGACAAGAGGCCUUGUCCUCCCUUGUCCCACUUCUCCAUCCAAGGCCUCUUUCUCCUAUAAGAUGACAUUGGGCAGUGAAGUCUCCGAUGAUACACUAAAAUUGUGUGCCAAUUUGUUCAGUUCCAACUACGGUAUCUGGGGCAAUCAGGCAGCUACAAUCUCCGAAUUUACUGUAGCUGGAAAACAGGUCAAAAUGACUGGUUCACGACUACGAUCCCAGUGUUUGUCUCACCCGGAGAGUAGUGUUUUGGUGACUUGCUAUAUCCAAGUCGACCCACUGGAGAGUGAGCAUCCUCAACUUUACGGACACACAUUUGCCACGGUCUGGGGCUAUGGUGAAAAUAAAGUUGGCUGGGUGACACAGCUUGUCGUCGAUGAAGCAGUCCGUCAGCGAUACAUCACAACCCACCUCUUGCAAACUCUGAAGUGCCAUGCUUUAUUCUCUUGUGUUAACAUCAUUGGUCUCGUCUCGUCUCACCCCGCUGCUUGCAAUGCAUUGGCAAAAUAUGCUGCUGCUAAUAUAAAGGACAUUGAAUUGGACUUCAUCCGUCAACAUGCAGAGGGCAUUCUGGCAUCUUCCCCCAUUAGCUAUCUAAAGGCCGCUCAACUCAGGGGUUCACUCUUCCAAAACAGCUGCGACAACGGAGCUAUAUCAUCUGUGUUCACCGAGUUCUAUGUUGACCAUACUGAGCCUUUAGCGGUGUUGGAACAGUACAAGAAAAAAGGUCAAUGGUGCUUGGGUGAUCUUCUUGACGGACAUGAGUUUCUUGCUGUUUUUCCCAUUGCGCCCGUGAGCCCAGUUCGCGACAAUAACUAA
Molecule: messenger RNA, 837 nt
Organism: Suillus subalutaceus
Lineage: Eukaryota; Fungi; Basidiomycota; Agaricomycetes; Boletales; Suillaceae
Exons: 4
Coding region: 1-837 (278 amino acids)
Source: RefSeq, a predicted model, not a curated record